Molecule: messenger RNA, 4944 nt
Organism: Paramecium sonneborni
Lineage: Eukaryota; Ciliophora; Oligohymenophorea; Peniculida; Parameciidae
Source: the annotation of a GenBank genome assembly
AUGAGUAUUUUUGCUAACGUACAAUUAAAUUGAAGUUAGGUUGUCGUUUUCCAUGUUUAGAUUGUUUAGGAAAAGGGGAAGAAGAUUGUUUAAGUUGUUAAAAUUAAAUGAUUUUAUAAGGAAAUAAAUGCAAAUGUGGAGAGCAUUAAUUUUUCAAUUAUGUAAACUUCGUAUGUGAAGGUAUAAAUAAAACUAUUUUGAUAUAGAUUGUCAUCCUACUUGUUAAGAAUGUUUUGGAUCUUUGGAUUCAAAUUGUGUAAAAUGUAAAGAAGAUAAGAAAACAGUAUUGGAAUCUAAUAUUUGUAUUUGUAAGGAUGGUUACUACAGAUCAAAUAUCGACUAUGAUUGUUACUGUAAAAAUAUUGAUUAUAAUAUAGUAUGCCAUCUUAAUUGUAAAACAUGUUCAGGACCAGGUGAUAAUGAAUGUUUAAGUUGUGAUAAUAAUAACAAAAUAGGUAAUUCUUGUAGUUGUGUAAUUGGAUAUUAUACAUAAUUGAUAUCUACAUUUAAAUAAUGUUGGAGUAAGAAUGAUAAAAUAGUUAAUUAGAAUGCCAUUCAAUUUGUGCAAGUUGUGAUGGUUAAGGAGAGUUUAAUUGCUUAACUUGCCAUUCAAAUGCUACAUUAUAAGUUAGUUCUUAAAUGUGUAUAUGCAAUUCAGGAUAUGUUUGGAAUGGUGAUAUGUGUGUUUAAUGUGAUAGUAUAUGUUCAGGAAUGUGUAGAUACAACAGUAGUAAUUGUUGUAUAGCACCAUGUGCAUGUAUAAAAAUAAAAUAGAUUAGAUUGUCUUAAUCCUCAGUGUUCAGAUUGUGAUGCUUCAUUAGUAUGUACAAUAUGUCCAGCAGGAAAGAGUGGAGUAAAUUGUGACAUAUCUUGUGAUGCUAAUUGUAAAACUUGUGAUAUUUCUUCACCAAAUACAUGUACGUCUUGUGAUACCCCUAAAAUCUUAAAUAGUGGAUUAUGUGAUUGUCCUACUGGAUAAGUAUUAUAAAUAACUUCAUGUGUGAAUGGAAGUAAAUAAUUAAAUUAAUUAAUUAGGUUGUCCUUCUACUUGUACUAGUACUGGCUGCAUUGAUGGAUAUUAUGGAUAUAAUUGUGCUUCCACUUGUCAUUCAAGUUGCAGAAAAUGUUAUGGUGGAAGCGAUUAAGAGUGUAAUAAAUGUUAAAAUAAUGCUUAUGUUGGUUCUAAUAAUAAAUGCUAAUGCUUUUUUGGAUAUUAUAUGGAUGCGACAUUUAAUUGCUUCAAGUGUCAUUACACAUGUAGAGAAUGUUCAAGUUAUACACAAUGCACAAAUUGUGAAAAUAGUUUUAGAUUGUUAAAUUUGUCGCUUAAUGAAUGUGAAUGUAUCUCUGGUUACUAUGAUUAUGGAGUUCGUCUUUGUUAACAAAAUUGUGGUUUGUUUUGUGGCAGUUGUAAUGAGUUACAUCCAGGUUAUCAAUGUUAAGCUUGUGCAUUAAAUAAUACCUAUAGAAAUAAUGAUUUGGCUAAUAACUGUCCUUGUUAAGCAGGAUAUUUUGAUAAUGGUACCUAAAUUUGUGAAUGUAAUUUUAAUAUUAAUUUAGAAUGCAAUUAUAAGUGUUCUACAUGUGACAAUUCUAUUUCAUGUAUUUAGUGUGAGAGUAAUAGAGAUCUAAUAAAUGAUUGCAAUUGUGAUUCUGGGUAUGAAGAACAAUCUCAAAAUUGCGUAGUUAUUUCACCAUCAUCAGUUAAUAUAAUUGGAAUCAAUUAUGAUUCUAUUAUUAUGUAAGAAUAUUUGAGUGAAAAUUGUCAACUUACUAAUUUUGCUGAUAAAGUUAAAUGUGAAUGUUUAGAUGGUUAUUUUAUGAAGAACUCUAAAUGUCUACGUAUAAGUCUUAUAUAAUAUUAGCAUGCCAUAGAAAUUGUAAGACCUGUUCUAUAUUCUCAACUAAUUGUCUUGAAUGUUCUUUUAAUAUGAUCAAUCCUCCAACAUGUUCUUGUGUUAAUGGAUAUUAACUUAUUGAUGAAGUAUGUAUAUCUUGUGAAUACUAAUGCUUAUUCUGUUCAAAUAAUGUAUGCACUACUUGUAUAUCACCUUUGAUUCUUGAUGAUGAUAAUACCUGUUAAUGUUCUACUGGAUAUUAUCUUGAUCCAAUUUCAAAAUUAUGUAAUAAUUGUCAAAUUCAAUGCAAUAAAUGCAAAUAUUAAUCAGAUUAUUGCAUAUAAUGUAAUUUUAAUAGAAUACUCCCUUAUAAAUGUAUUUGUCCUUAAGGUACUUAUGAAUUAUCCUUAUCUUAACCAUGUUAAAAUUGUUCAAAAAGAUGUUUUACUUGUGAAAUAGAUUCAAAUAAUUGUACAACAUGUGCCACUCUUAGAAUCAAUCUACCAAGUUGCUAAUGUAAAGAUGGAUAUUUUGAGGAUUCUUAUCUAAAUUGUCUAAAAUGUCAUAAGAAAUGUAAAACUUGUUAAAUUAGUUCAAAUAAUUGUCUUGAAUGCUCCAUAUAUAGAUCAAAUAGUUAAUGUCAAUGCAUUGAUGGCUAUUAUGAAAAUAAUAAUGAUGUUUGUAUUUAAUGUCACAAGAAUUGUAAGACAUGUUAUGGAGCUGAUGAGUAUAAUUGUUUUACUUGUGAUCAAACUCGUAAUUUUAUAUUAUCUAAUUCUACCUGUAUUUGUUAAAAAGGAUAUUAUUAUGAAAAUAAUUAAUGUCUUCCUUGUAUUUUUGACAUCAUCUCAUGUCAAACUAAUUAUUGUGGUGAUGGUAUUAAAUAACCAUAAGAAAAAUGUGAUGAUUGGAAUAUUCUUAAUAGAGAUGGCUGUAAUUCAAAAUGUCAAAUUGAAGAUGGAUACACAUGUACAUUAAUUUAAAAUCUCUAAUUAAGUACUCUCAUAUAUUAUUCAUAAUGUACAUAAUGCACAGAUGUUAAUUGCAAAUCUUGUAUUGAUCUGAAAAUAUGUUCAAUAUGUAAAGAAGGAUACUUUUUAGAUGACAAUCAAUGUCAUCCUUGUGAGUAAAGUUAUUAAAUAUAUAUUUUAAUAGUCAUCGUUGUAAAGAAUGUACUGGACCUUCCAAAACAUAGUGUAAAUCCUGUUUAUUCGAUAUUUUCUCAUCAGACAAUUGUUUAUUAUGUGAAGAUACUCCAGGAUUGUAUCUCUAAGAUGAAAAAUGCAUUUCUAUUUGUGGAGAUGGUAUUAUCAUAAGAUUUACAGAAUAAUGCGAUGAUGGUAAUAAUUUUGAUGGGGAUGGUUGUUCUUCUAUUUGUAAAAAUGAAUAAUCAUGGCUUUGCAACUCAAAUAAUCAUACUGAAAGCAAAUGUUAUAUUACUGAUUCUCCUUAGGCUAAAAUCUCUUUUUAAAAUCCUUCAAACAUUUAUCAAUCUAGUAGAUAAGGAGUAAUUUAAUUUAAUAAAAUUAUGAAUAUAGAUUUAUUCUAAGGACAAUAACUAUGGAUCUAAUAAAUUAAAAAUAUUAAUUUGCUCAAUUAUUUUAUUGAAUUUAAACAAAUUAGUAUUGUUGAUAAUUCUUAUUCUCAAAUUAAUUUUAGUAUUAAUUUCUAUCAAACUUCUUAAAAUAUGAUAUAUUAAAUCAAUUUUACAGAAUAUUUACCAUAUGAUUAGGAAGGAUAGCAAUUAACAUCUAAAUUUUUAGAAUAUUCAAUUGAAGAUUUUUAUAAAGUUACCGAAUUGUAAAUUACUACAGCAGCAACUUCAAAAAAAAUCAUUUAUUGCUUUUUGGCUGCCUUAGGUGGUGCUGCUUUCCUUGGAUUAUUUUUAUAGAGUCUUGAAUUUUAUUGGAAUACACUCGAUAUGCUCUAAGUAUUUUCAUAUUUAUCCUAUAUUAAUGUAAAAUUUCCAUAUUUGCAUCUUGAAUUUUUAUCCAUAUUUCAAUUUUCUUAAUUUGACUUUUUAAAUAAUUUAAUUCCUUCUAUUUUUAUUCAAUUAGGAGAAAAUGAAGUUUAACAUAACUAUCCAUUAUUAAUUGAAAGAGAUGUUCAAGAAAAUCUCUUUUUUAAUCUCAGUUCAAUUAUGGUAUCUUAUGUUAUACCUGUAGCUAUUUUUUUAGGAUCAAAACUUAUUACUAAAUUAAAUUAUAAUGUCUUACUUAAUAAAAUUUUAAUAUCUAAUUCAACUAAUUUAGGACCGUGUUAAAUUAAAUUUUAUAUUUAUUAAUUAAUCUAUUAUGCUAAUAAAGCUGCAAAUAUUUAUGAAAAUAGUUUUUUAUUUUAAAUCAUAUUAAGAGUUUAUAUUUCUAGUUUAUUUGAUUUAAAUUUUGGUAUAUUCACUACUGUAUACUGUUGGACUUAACAUAAAUAAAUUACUCAAAAUGAUAAUCUUUAGUAUUUAUUUGCUAACAUUUUAAUCAUCAUUUAAAUAUUGAUAAUUAUUGUUUCAUGUAAUUCUAUGUUAAUCAGAAGAUUUCAAUUUAAAUCCUUGUAAUUUAAAUAAAAAUAUGGAUCUUUAUUUGAUGGGUUUUAGAUUGAUAGUAUUCAUAAUAGAUAGGCAGCUUUCUUCUAAUUAUUCAAGAAGAUUCUAUUUAUGGCAUCAUUAUUGGUAUUUUUCAAUGAACCUUUAUACUAAAUUGGUCUUUUAACAACACUUUAAAUGACCUCUGCUAUUAUAUCAAUAUAUCUUUAACCUAAUGUAAAUAAUUUGGAAAUAUCAAAAGCUAUCAUUCAAGAUCUUGGAAUUUUGAUUUCUCUUAAUUUUAUUACAGUCUAUUAUGUUUAAGAUAAUUUUAAUUACUUUUCAUAAGAUACUAUUGAAUUUAUCUCUUAUUUCCACAUUGGAAUAUACAUUCUUAUGCUGAUAUUACAAAUCAUUAUCGAUUGCUAUUAGUAAAUAAAAUUACUUUUAGAAAAAUAUCCUAAUUUAAAAAAAUGCUCAACAAAAAAGGAUGAUACAAAUAUCAAAUCAUGUAACUCAAAUUAUUAUGUAAGAUAAUAAUUUAUUAUUAUAUAACCUACUUAAAGACCACCCAGGUUCAUUCCAUGA